Parathielavia appendiculata is the source of this 671-nucleotide messenger RNA. RefSeq lists its product as uncharacterized. The record is from RefSeq and is a predicted model, not a curated record. Gene Ontology annotation, biological process: mitochondrial respiratory chain complex IV assembly. Gene Ontology annotation, cellular component: mitochondrial intermembrane space. Bases 414 to 671 code for a protein of 85 amino acids. NCBI's taxonomy places the organism in Eukaryota, Fungi, Ascomycota, Sordariomycetes, Sordariales, Chaetomiaceae. The transcript has 4 exons.
GGAAACACGAGGAGUGCGCAGGUGGGAGCCCAUGGCUCCUUGAGCAAUGCCGACUCAGUAAUCGGGUUCACGGCAUAGUUGGGCCCCAGUAAACGGCGCAGCGAGUAGAUGCAGUGCCGGACAGACUCGAGAGUCGAUCCCGUGCCUGAGUAUCGGUUAGCCGAAAGAGUAAAGAAAUGGCGCUGAGUUAUUUAUGUACAUGCCAGUGUACACCAAGACGUUGAGUUUCUGUGAUGACAUGAUGAUGCGUUGAUUUCCUCAUUCGGCAGGGGGUUUGUUGGCCCGGAUGUUUGGAUGGGCAAAUUUCAGUGAAAUGAUUGUGCGCUCCGAUUCGGCAGUCCCAGACCCAGAACAACUCUCAGACAGCAAAAUUCCGGAAAAAGACGAGUUAGACGCUCGCCACUUCAAGUCCAAUGGGAUCAACAACAUCGAAACAAGAUGCCCAGCCAAAGGCAGAGCAGCAGGCACCUUUUGAAGAGCCAAAGGAUGAUGAACCGGAUGAGUGGGAUAAGAGGAUCUUUAGUACCGGAUGUGCAGACGAGAAUGCGAAAUUGACCGACUGCUACUACGAGAAGAAGGACUGGAGGGCGUGCAAAGACGAGAUGGAGAGGUUCAGACAGUGCUGGAAGGCGCAGGGAAACGACAAGCGGACCGACAUGAAGAAUGUCUAG